This is a messenger RNA of Fomitopsis serialis, 1328 nucleotides long. Its product is annotated as ribosomal protein S5 domain 2-type protein. NCBI's taxonomy places the organism in Eukaryota, Fungi, Basidiomycota, Agaricomycetes, Polyporales, Fomitopsidaceae. Gene Ontology annotation, molecular function: protein binding. The record is from RefSeq and is a predicted model, not a curated record. Gene Ontology annotation, biological process: regulation of translational initiation. The transcript is spliced from 6 exons. Bases 1 to 1110 code for a protein of 369 amino acids. Gene Ontology annotation, cellular component: cytoplasm.
AUGUCCCGCACGCCCUCUCCGCACUUCCCCACUCUCGAUGCGCUGAUCGAGCACCUCUCCGCUGACGCAGAGCGCGAAGAGCUCGCGGCAGAACUAGGCGCUCUCCAGUCGAUCUACGGCGACGACGCGGUCCGCCCCUGGGGGCGACAUGACUCUGACAGUAACAGUAACGGCGGCGGGCAGGAGAGGCGGGGUGUGGACAGCGGAGAGCGCGGGACGAUCCGGUACGAGGUCACUGUCACCAUCUCACCAUCCUCGGAUUCCUCGAUAUCGCAUCCGCUCACUCUGCUCGUCUCCCUCCCGCCGUCUUACCCCGCCUCCUCCCCGCCGCAGCUGCAGCUCCUCUCGCGGUACGUCGGGCCGUACGGCGUCGACGCAUCGCUCUUCGGCGCCGUGCUCCGUACGUACAUCUCGCGCGACGGCGUCGAGUGGGCGCCCGGCGGCGUAUGCGUGUUCGACGGGGUGGAGUGGGUCCGGGAGGCCUGUGUGCGGUGGCUGGAGGAGAGGAUGAGCGAGCGGAAGGCCGGGGAGAUCUUGAGGGAGGACGAGCGUGCGGAGGGGCGGAACGAUGUGGAGGAGCGGGACGAGGAGAGGGAGAGAAUUCAAGCGGAUGAGAGGAAACGGAGGGCGGAGCAGAGUGAAGCUGAGGCGAGGAUGCCAGAGGGUGUGGAGUUCACGGUCGCGGAGCCGAUCGUGGACAGAAAGAGCGUGUUUAUUGGGCGCGCGUGUCGAAUAACGCAUCCAUCUCAGGUUCCGAUGAUCCUCGCGCACCUCAUGUCGGAUCGGAAGAUAGCCAGGGCAGCACAUCCUAUCAUCAAUUCCUGGCGGUGUCGAGUGGGUAUAACCUGCACCAAGGGCGUUUACGUAGACAACGAUGACGACGGUGAGACCGCCGCGGGAGGCCGUCUGGCACAUCUGCUCCAGAUCCUUGACGUCGAGAACGUGCUGGUUGUGGUGACGCGGUACUAUGGUGGGAUACAUCUGGGACCGGACCGGUUCAAGCAUAUCAACCAGGCUGCACGCAACGCGCUAGAGCUCGGCGGAUUCCUGGAUGCACCUGCGACGGAGAGUCAGAGCGGGAGAAAGAAAGGGAGGGGCGCACAUAAAUGAACUUGCAUCUAAUUUAUGUAUUGCUCUCGUGUAUCGUCGGAUGUUGAGCGUACUCAUCGGAAUUAUGCACCGAUGCCAGCGGCGUGGUACGAGGGUCCGUGCGGUGCGUAGAGAGUGCGACCCAGCAGAAGCAACGUUCGUGGGUAGAGAAGAUGGCGCAUACAAUUGACUGUGUCUGCAGACUGUCGGCGUUGGCAGUGGGGCGCAGUGAAAACGGG